AUGGUCCCGGGGCAGCCGGUCCCGGGGCAGCCGGGCCCCCCCGGUGCCACGGAGCAUCCCGCUGAUGUGCGAGGCCAGCCCAGCCCCCAGGCGGGGCGGGCAAGCGAUGGGUGGUGUGUGAUGGACCUGGCAGGAGCUUCCAAGGAUGGUUCUAAGGACAGAAGUGAAGAGCAGCCGGGUCAGCGCGCUGAGAGCUGCGGUUUGGACCGUGAGGAGUGGGAAGUUGUUCCUGAGCACCUGGCCUGGGAGGAGGCUGGCAAGCAUGGCAGUGUGGAAGACUCUGACAGCAAGGAAUGGGAACAAGGAGACUGCCCUGAUGGGGACUCCAAAGCAAAGAGGGUUGCAGCUGUGCCCCCCAUGUUUCAAAAUAUCCACGUGACUUUCCGUGUCCACUACAUCACACACUCUGAUGCUCAGCAGCUCGGUGUUACUGGGGACCACGAGUGUCUGGGCCAGUGGCACAGCUACGUGCCUCUCAGAUAUGACAAGGAUGGCUUCUGGUCUGCAGCCAUUGUGCUGCCAGUAGACACCAAAGUAGAGUGGAAAUUUAUCUUGGUGGAGAAUGGGAAGGUGAGACGUUGGGAAGAAUGCAGUAAUAGGACCCUAGUGACUGAACAAGAAGAUCAAAUCGUUCAUCAGUGGUGGGGGCACAAUUAA
Molecule: messenger RNA, 657 nt
Organism: Chaetura pelagica (chimney swift)
Lineage: Eukaryota; Metazoa; Chordata; Aves; Apodiformes; Apodidae
Gene: STBD1
Product: starch binding domain 1
Exons: 1
Coding region: 1-657 (218 amino acids)
Cellular component (GO): membrane
Molecular function (GO): starch binding; glycogen binding
Source: RefSeq, a predicted model, not a curated record